Molecule: messenger RNA, 744 nt
Organism: Chrysemys picta bellii (western painted turtle)
Lineage: Eukaryota; Metazoa; Chordata; Testudines; Emydidae
Product: olfactory receptor 10A4-like
Biological process (GO): G protein-coupled receptor signaling pathway
Cellular component (GO): membrane
Molecular function (GO): olfactory receptor activity; G protein-coupled receptor activity
Source: RefSeq, a predicted model, not a curated record
GAAAUCUGCUACACCACCAGUGUGGUCCCUCAGUUGCUGAUUCACCUCCUGGUGGAGCAAAAGACCAUCACCAUUGCGGGCUGCGCUGCCCAGAUGUAUGUCAUCACCAUCAUGGGCCUGACGGAAUGCUGCCUCCUAGCAGUCAUGGCGUAUGACCGUUACGUGGCCAUAUGUCACCCCUUGAGCUACAAAACUAUCAUGAGUGGCCGGGCGUGUGCACAUCUUGUGGGUGCUUCAUGGAUCAUUGGCAUCUCAGUGGAAGUAGCUCAGAUCACUUGGAUCUUCAGCCUGCCCUUCUGUGGCUCCAACCGCAUCCACCACUACUUCUGUGAUAUCCUACCAGUGUUGAGGAUGGCAUGCACGGAUACAUCCAAAAAUGAGAUUAUGGUCUUCACUGUGUCAGUUCUGUUAAUCAUAGGCCCUUUUUUAUUGAUAAUCCUGUCUUACAUCUGCAUUAUUUCCACCAUCUUCAUGCUGCCAUCGGUGGAGGGAAGGAAUAAAGCCUUCUCCACCUGCUCCUCCCACCUCAUGGUGGUGACUUUGUUCUAUGGAAUGGCUCUUAUCACUUACCUGGGGCUCAAGUCUAGCUUCACCCUGGAGAGUGAUCAAAUGCUUUCACUCAUGAACACAAUUGUGGGACCAGUGUUGAACCUCAUAAUAUACACUCUGAGGAACAAAGACGUGAAGGGAGCCUUUAGAAAAACAGUAGAGAAGAGCAUCUUUUCACACAGCCAGAGAAAAUAG